Messenger RNA from Salvelinus fontinalis (brook trout), 3899 nucleotides. Its product is annotated as FERM domain-containing protein 4B-like. Lineage: Eukaryota; Metazoa; Chordata; Actinopteri; Salmoniformes; Salmonidae. The coding region runs from base 316 to 3180 and encodes 954 amino acids. The record is from RefSeq and is a predicted model, not a curated record. Gene Ontology annotation, cellular component: adherens junction; cytoskeleton; bicellular tight junction. Gene Ontology annotation, biological process: establishment of epithelial cell polarity. The transcript has 23 exons.
AUGAGCAUAUUGUGACCCAUUGUGUACAGUUCAGCACAGCCGCUGUAGCUGAGGACAGCGAGCGCUAAAAUCUCCUUUCACGUAAAUAACUGCGGGGUGAAGGCGUGGUGAGCGUGGAAGAAAGCAAGCGUGCGCGAGUAGCCCUACGAGAGAAGGCUACUAAUAGUUGAUAGCGAUACAGUUCACUGACUCUGUCCUCCUUUUGCUGAAAACAUAACAGGGAUGCAUUGAAUGAGAUUCCAAUAUGCCAGGGGAGACCUAUUUUAGAUUCAAGAAACCAACCAGCUGAAAUAAAAGGAAACGCCCAAAACGAAGAUGACGGAGGGGAGACUCUGCCAGGUCCAUCUCCUUGAAGACAGGAAACUUGAGCUGCUGGUUCAGCCCAAGCUGUUGUCCCGUGAACUGCUAGAUCUGGUGUCCUCCCAUUUUAACCUCAAAGAGAAGGAAUACUUCGGCCUAACAUUUGUUGAUGACAGUGGCCAGUGUAAAUACUUGCAGUUGGACCGGAGAGUUCUAGAACAUGACUUUUCUAAGAGGGCUACUGGGCCUAUUGCCCUCAACUUCCUGGUCAGGUUUUACAUCGAGAGUAUAACACUGCUGAAAGACAACGCAACGGUGGAAUUAUUCUUCCUAAAUGCAAAAGUUGCCGUCUACAAUGGGGAUAUAGAGGUGGAAAGUGAGAAUGUAUUCAAAUUAGCAGCAAACGCCUUGCAGGAAGCAAAAGGGAAUUACUCAAGCGAUGAAACCACCAGAAUAGAUCUGAAGAAGCUCCCAACUCUUCCCAACAAGGUGCUAAAGGAGCACCCAUCACUUACAUACUGUGAGGAUCGAGUGAUAGAGCACUACAAACAGCUGAAAGGAGUCUCCCGCGGACAUGCCAUAGUGCAGUAUUUGACUCUAGUGGAAUCCUUACCCACGUAUGGUGUUCAUUAUUAUGAAGUAAAGGACAAGCAAGGUAUCCCAUGGUGGCUUGGGAUCAGCUACAAAGGAAUUGGCCAAUAUGAUUUGCAGGACAAAUUGAAACCAAGGAAGCUGUAUCAGUGGAAGCAACUGGAGAACUUGUAUUUUCAGGAGAAGAAAUUUGCUGUUGAGGUGAAUGACCCUCACAGGCGGGCAGUGACCAAGCGUACAUUCGGCCAGACCGGCUUGGUCAUCCACACAUGGUACGCCAGCCAUUCACUGAUCAAAACCAUCUGGGUCAUGGCCAUCAGUCAGCACCAGUUUUACUUGGACAGGAAGCAAAGCAAGGGUAAAAUAACUGCAGCGAAAAGUUUGGGUGAUAUUGCCGUCGAUCUAACAGAGCAUGGAGGAGGAACCAAGAUAACCAGACUAGGAGAUAACCUAAAGCACAAUCUCGUUAUGGCUAGCACUGGUAGCCUGGCGUCAACAGGGUCUGCCGAUUCAACGGUGGAUGAAGAGCAGAGAAAGGAGAAGAUCUCUGAGCUAAAGAAGAAGGAACAAGAGAUCCAAGACGUCUUGACCCAGAAAACAAAGGAGCUGAAGAAAAUCUGCUUGCUGGAGGCAGAGCUCACGGGCAAACUGCCAAAAGAGUAUCCCUUGUUUGCAGGCGAGAGACCUCCUCAUGUCAGACGACGCGUUGGAACGACCUUCAAACUGGAUGACCUCUUCCCAUACAACGAGGACCCUUAUCUGAGGAACCUGGAGAGCAGGUUUGCUCUGCAGCAGAAGAUCGUAGAAGCAGCUAAGAAGCUGGCCUCAGAGGCAGAGCUCUGUAAGACGGUGAAGAGGAAGAGGCGGAGGAACUGUCAGGACGCCAUGAGGAAACUGCAGCAGGUUGAAGACGAGAUGAACCAGUACAGAAUCAAGAAAGGCAAGAAGCCUACCCAAAGAGCCUCUGUGAUUAUCGCAGAUGAAUUUAUUCGUUUAGAGACCAGCUCCCUGUCAGAUAGUCAGAUUCUGGAUGACGAUGACUCUGAUGGUGCUCAGAGGCCCCGGUCACGGUCUGUCCAGUGCUCCCCUCAGCUCAGCCCCGCGCACUCCCUAAAUCACCACAACAACAAGAGUCUCAACAGGUUAGCGUUUGACGGCCAGGAUGCUUCACACCACUACCACCCCAGAGAGGUGUCAUCCGCACACAGCAGCCCCUACAAAACCUUACCCAGACCUCCACGGGACGCACGCAGCAUGCCCUCCACCCCCGUUAUGACCCGCAACGCCUACAGUAGCAGCCAUCUCAGGUCAGAUGGGAACUCUCAGUCCUUCAGGCACCGCAGUGGGAGUCUGGAGUCACAGCAACAGCUAUUAAAGGAUACUGACUCAGAGAAGCCAGUGUUUACCCAGUCCCCUGCCAGCAGGAACAACAGCACAGAAGCCCUGGGGGACUGCUCCUCCUACACCAGCCAGUCCAGCUUGGACUAUGCAGGCAAUCCCCACUACUGCACCCUGGACUCUCGGACCAGCAACCAUCAGCUGCACAGGAGGGUGGAGGUCUACGGUAAUACAGGCAGUAUGCCCAAUUUGGUCCAGAACCAUAUCGGCUUUAGUGAUACUUAUGAGCCCCAGGCACACUACGCGCCAACUGCUUACUACGUGGCAGGCUACCCCUGUCCAGACAUGGAGCCCUACUCCAACGGUGCUUACGUCUAUGAGAACGAGAUGGAGGGCCACUACAAUGUCAACCCCUCCUACCAAGUCCACAAUUACGGACACGAGCGAUACAGGACCUACAGUAGUGAUCGGGCGGACAGCCUUGCUCAGAACCCCUACGCUACCAUGAGAUUGCCCCGGACCAGACAUGGACCCCGCAAUGAGCCCUUACAGAAGAACAUGCAGAAGGCCAUUGUGGCUGAGCACCUGAGAGGAUGGUACCACCGCAGCGGGGGCCACAUAGAGGCAGGUCGAGGUCUGGCUGGGUAUGACUACUAUAACGGCUCUCAGCUCAGCCUUGGAUACCAGACCAUGCCAGCCCCCUUCAGCCACUCCAGCCGAACCACCUCCUACUCUUCAGUUUCCUCAUCCACCAGCACAGGAAACUGGCGCAGCCAGCUAACUGUGGGUCUAACAGACAAUGAUAACAUGGCAGAGUCACCACAGCACCAUCACCCGUGGCACCUACAACCGGAGCCCCACCCAUAUCAGAUUGAAGCUGUAAAUGAGAAUGUGUUCAGUCAACUUACCAGGAGAAUAUACAUGGAUGGAAAUUACAUGAGCAUCCACUGAAGGUAAGAGGACUGGAAUGAAAUCUGUCACAAUGACCCUGACACUGGAAGCACAGACCUCUGGAAGGAUGCCAACUAACCAAUCUGUAUACAUACUAUGAAGCUUGAGAAUGACUCUCCCAUGUGCCUUGGAUUGGAUGGAGGUCGAUAUUAUUCAGGAAGACAUGGAUGAGGUGAUGGCACAAAUGCAAAGUUUUGCUGAUCUGGAAAAGCAGCUUCAUCAUUGUGAAUUUCAAACCCUGGGAUACCUUUGACCCAAAUAUAUUGAACCUAUUGUAUUAUGUCAUUAUACAUAUUGUAAAUCAACUUUAAUAUCUUUGUAAAACAUUUAGGUUUACAUUUUGGAGUUAUUAUUCACAAAAUGUGAUAACAAAAUAAUAAACUUAACCUUCUUUAGUCCCAGGUUAUCAAUCCAUGGACUGACACUCUCUCCUCUCCCAAGUAUGAAUCUGAAUGUACAUGUUUAUAGAUUAAUAUUAUUUGUGAAUGUGUUAUUGUGGUGUAAAUUGCUUGCAUGUGGAGAACAUAAACUUUUGAUAAGUAGGUUUUUGUAUUAUGUAAAAAGAUAUGUCUUUGAACUGGAUAACCCUCAAAUAAUAUUCCUUUAUUUGUUUCUCUACAUAUUUCUACAUUGUCCAUGUAUUGUUUGUCUUCUCCUACUCUGAGUGAAUAUCUCCCAUUUGGAUUUGGGACAUUAAUAAAAACCAGUGUGAGACUUUA